Messenger RNA from Spirodela intermedia, 2352 nucleotides. NCBI's taxonomy places the organism in Eukaryota, Viridiplantae, Streptophyta, Magnoliopsida, Alismatales, Araceae. The record is from the annotation of a GenBank genome assembly.
AUGGAGACAGAGGAGGCGGACGUCUCCCUGCUGCGGGCCUUCGAGCAGAUCUAUCAGGUAUCAUUUGACGGAAUUGAGAAGAACGACACUUUUGAUACGUCGAGAAGGAUCAAGAAUAUCACCGUCUCUGACGUUCUAUUUAAAUUCGUUCUCCUGCUUUCCUUGUUAGGCUCCGGUUUGAUUUCAAAUCUCCUUCUGCCGCCUGUCGCUUCGUUUUUAUGAGCGCCUGUUUAAUCGCAUUGCGUGUUUCGUCUCUUUUCGACGGUGCUCGUUCGGAUGAUGAUGCAAAUUUGGAGUUUGAUGUAUUUUUUAUGAAUUUUUAUCCUGCGUAUUCGGCGUCUGAUUUCAACAAUAUUUCAUCUGAGUGUGAGAGGUUGUUGCUAGUAUGCUUACAUCGGCUUCAGGAAUACGAAGAACUCGUUUCGGAGGUACACACUGUGAGAUCGAACUGCAAUUCGGAGGUCAGGAGACGCGAAGCUCUAGAAAUCACCUGCAGUAGCCUCAAACAAGGUUCGGGAGUCCCGGUAUAUUCACUCAGCGGUCCAAACGUAUGUUUGUUAUGCAUCGAAUAAAUAUGAGCAUCUCUCCGACGGUGCCGUUGUCCAAACAGAAGACAUCGUCCUGCGCAUUGUGAGGCAGCGCGCUCUUCAUGGAGUGGCGUCAAAAAAUUUCGAGACGACUAUAGAUUGAUGGAGGAAGCUUUCAUAAUGCUAUGAUGGUGUUGCGUCCAAUUUUCUCAUCAUGGCAUAUCAAAUAAAUAGAUAAAUGGAACCUCGUGUUUGCAGAAAAUGAGCGUCUAAGGAAGUUGAACAUGGAAACACUCGCUAACUUUGCACAUCAGGUACCAUUUUUUCUCUUUUGAUCAUGUCAUUGAUGGAAAUUGAACAUGGAAAUACUUAUCAAUUUUGCUCGUCAGGUAUCAUCUAUUCCUUCUUCAGCAUUCUAAAAGCGAACGGCUGAACGUCUUGCUGAUCGUUUUUGUUAUUUUAUGCAUUUUUAUUUAAAGAGGGAGGAAACUCAGUCACAUAAAGAUGUAGGUAGACUUUUCUUUGAGGAAAGCAGAUGACGUUCAUUCAACAUUUGUUGGCAUUUCUUGUCGUUUUUAAAAUUGAGCUGUACAUUAGAAGUCCUUUUCUCUCAACGGGCGGGACAACUCAUAAAUGCUGAUUACCCAUGCUUUCUAGUCAUGAAGUGCUCGAAUGAAAGGUUUACUGGAAAACCGAUUUAAUAAAACUGGGAUUUAGCCCUGAAUUUGAAUUAGUAUUUUAUAAACAUUAAGAGAUAAAAACCUUGUCUCAAGUUCAAUCGCUAAUCCUGGCAUGUUGCCGUAGAUUCAUGCUUUUUGACUAAUUCUUACUUAGCUAACAGUUUGAAUGCCAUAUGAAGUACCAAAGUAUGAAGGAAGAACUCGUAGACGCAAACAGGAAAGCUUUAGACAUGAAAAUAGUAAGUGUUAGCGCCACCUUGUUGAAUGAAGGCGUGGAAACGGUUUGGUAGCCAUGAAAAAGACAGGAUGAUAUAAAUAAUGCAGGAACACGAGAGACAAGUGGAAAAACUUGAGCAAGAUCACCGGAUGAAGAUUGCAGACCUGGAGAACCAGGUCAGGUCGGUCUCUUGGCCUCUCUACUCAAACGGAGUUUUGUCUCGUCUCUUCAUCUCCCUACAACCUGACUCUCCAUUCCUUCUCAAAAUCAGCUGUCUUGUGCUUCAACAAUCAGAAAGCGAGGCCAAUAUAACGCAGCUCCAGCAAGACCUGGCUCACCACAAAUCCAGCGCAGCUGAUAGAGAGUCACAAUGUCUGCUGCUUACCAAUUCAGUCAGUCGCUAGAAGCUUGCCUGAGGGGUGGGGGAAUUCCUAACGAAGCAUUAUCCACCCUUGCAGGCCAGCGGGAGAUCCAAGAGCUGAGGGACUGGAUCGUGGUUGAGCAGCAGGAGAAGAACGAGUUGAUGAAGAAACUUCAAGACGCCGAAACCGAGUGUAAGAGUUCCACCCUCCCCCCCCCAUACACACACACAUCAUAAUUUUAAAACACAGUACGAUUAAUCGUUGCCCACCCUUAAAAAGGUGGAUCAUAAUUCCAGAGAGACCUGAGCUCUAACUGGCCCCAAUUACAGUUUUUUUUUUUUCUGCCGUUUAUACUCGGCGCGGCCGAUUGGUGUCGGUGAUUUCAUGAUCUUGGCAUCGAUGCAGUGAUGAUGACCAGGUCGAAGCAAGCUGAGCAGCAGCGGGAAUCGAUCUCCAUCCGCCACGUGGAGACGCUGAAGCAGAAGAUCAUGAAGCUCCGCAGGGAGAACGAGGCCCUGAAGAGGCGGCUCUCUGGCUCCAUUGGCUCCGAUCUGCAGCACCUCUGA